CCACCGUAUCACAGUAAAGUACAUACAUCCACCGCCUAUGUACGAUGUACAUGAUGUGUUGGUGAGCGUACUCCAUGUAUGUACUUGCUGGAUCGGGCGCGAAUAAGCAGGUACGGUACUAUUCUCCACACCUGUUGCGUCGAACACAAAUUGUGUCUGUCUGGGGCCAGCAUCCGCAUGGCGAUCAUCACCGACCAACCAAACUAUACCAACCAAACUAUACCAACCAACCAACCAACCAGACCAGCUAAACCCAUACCAAACCAAACCACAUAAACGCUCCGGCUGUGGGGUCUGUGAUGUGCUGUGCUGUGCUUGCUGUAUGUAUGCACUCUGUGCAUACCAAAGUGCCUUAGGUAAGUGUGUAGUGCGGCAACGAUGUGUUUUAUUUGCUUCGUCUCGAGCCCGACGUCGUGCCUGGAGGGAGAGACAGGUGUGUAGAGUAUGUACUCUAGAUACUAGUAGAAGUACAACUCUACAUGGGCCCGACUACCUCAUACUUCGCCAUGCCGUUGGAAGCAUGCAACCUGCAACCUGCAGGCCUUGAACCUUUUUCUUUCUUUUUCCUUUCUUUCUUUCUUUCCUUCUCCUCCGCCAUGGAUACUCUUCACACAUACAUUCAUGCUUACCUACAUACGACGUCGGUAUCUGCCUUCUGCGUCUGGCACCGUCCGCGUACUCUAGCUUCUCUGGCGGGCCUGGAGGAGUUAACCACCGCCGUCGUGGAAGAAGCUCGCAGCUCGCAGCUGGCAGCUUUCCACCGUCACUUACUUGCCUAGCAUGCAAAAGACCCCGCUACGAAUCUAGAUACGUGCGUACGUGGAGGAGCAGCACCAGCAGCAGUGGCAGUGUCUAGCAGCAGUGCCUAGAAGUACUAUAUGGUACUCUAGUGGUAGGUUGUAGCGGUGGCCAUUCUGUGGAGGAGUUUGUGGAGAAGUACAGUUAUGUCCUCUGGAGUAUAACUAGAGUAUGGGUAGAGUACAUAGAAGAAGAAAGUCUCGUUAGCCGGCCGGCCGCCCUGGACGUCUGCUAGCGCCGCUGCGCCGCCCGCGACACUUCCCUCCCCCCGCUGGUAUGUAACGUCGUUUAGAUAUCUCCGCCAGUGUACUUUUGAGAACCCCCUUCUCCUUCUCCAUCUUCCACUCGCCUUUUUGUUUGAGACCCCCCUGGCAACCUGUG
Messenger RNA from Tricharina praecox, 1179 nucleotides. RefSeq lists its product as uncharacterized. The transcript has a single exon. Bases 480 to 779 code for a protein of 99 amino acids. The record is from RefSeq and is a predicted model, not a curated record. Lineage: Eukaryota; Fungi; Ascomycota; Pezizomycetes; Pezizales; Pyronemataceae.